Hirundo rustica (Barn swallow) is the source of this 951-nucleotide messenger RNA. It is a transcript of the gene SLC18A1, whose product is annotated as solute carrier family 18 member A1. Lineage: Eukaryota; Metazoa; Chordata; Aves; Passeriformes; Hirundinidae. Gene Ontology annotation, biological process: aminergic neurotransmitter loading into synaptic vesicle; transmembrane transport. The record is from RefSeq and is a predicted model, not a curated record. Gene Ontology annotation, molecular function: serotonin:sodium:chloride symporter activity. Gene Ontology annotation, cellular component: synaptic vesicle membrane; terminal bouton. The transcript has 6 exons. The coding region runs from base 1 to 951 and encodes 316 amino acids.
AUGUCCCCAGCCGUGUCCCCAGCCGUGUCCCCAGCCGUGUCCCCGGCCGUGUCCCAGCACUGGCUGGCGGCGGGCAGGGCCUCGCCCAGGCUGGUGCUGGUGGUGGUGUUCGUGGCGCUGCUGCUGGACAACAUCCUGCUCACCGUAGUGGUACCCAUCGUCCCCACCUUCCUCUACACGACGGAGUACGAAGCUGCCAACGGCUCCGCGAGCCCAGCCCUGCCCGAACCGACUCCGGCAGCCCCGAGGGCUCCUCCUUUCUCCUCGCUGCUCUCCUACUUUGACAACACCACCGUGCCCGUUCGGGGCUUCACCGGCGCCGCGGAGCCGCUGAACGGGACGGGGAGCAGCCCCCCGGGACACCCCCCGAGCAGCCCCCCGGGACACCCCCCGAGCAGCCCCCCAGGACACACCCCCAGGGCACCCCCAGCCCCAGCCAGGAGCUGCCUGCAGGGUGGGGAGUUCCUGGCCCAGGAGAACACCCGAGUGGGGCUGCUCUUCGCCUCCAAGGCUCUGGUCCAGCUGCUGGUGAACCCCUGGGUGGGUCUGCUGACCAACAGGAUCGGCUACCACAUCCCCAUGUUCCUGGGCUUCACCAUCAUGUUCCUCUCCACAGUCAUGUUUGCUUUCUCAGGCACCUACACCCUGCUGUUCAUCGCCAGAGCCCUCCAGGGCGUCGGCUCCUCCUUCUCCUCGGUGGCAGGCCUGGGGCUGCUGGCCAGCGUGUACCCCGACGACUCGGAGAGGGGCAGCGCCAUGGGGAUCGCGCUGGGGGGCCUGGCCUUGGGAGUGCUGAAAAUCCGAGCAGAGCAGAGCCGGGUCCAGCUGGACACGGGCUCCCCGCGGAGGGCACAGCUUCCAAAAAAAGCCGCAGAUGGCUGCGGGCGGAGAAGGAGCCCCGGGGGCAUCGCUCACCCUUCCCAAGGUCGGCGGAAAGUUUUUACAGCCUGA